AGGACUUUCUGGAAGCCACUGUCUGUGCUCUGUGUUUGAGGAGUCAAGUGUGAUCUAAGGAGAAAGAUACGCGCAAAAAAAACAAAAACAAAAAAAAAACCCCCAAACAAGAAAGGAACCUUGCUGGUACAAGAGUGGGACAGGAACUGAAGGAAAAUAAAUUCUUCUGUUUUUCUUUCUUUCUGAGAGGAGAAUAACGUGCCAUGGCAUCCAAAAUGGCACUUUCCAUCGUUUGGAUGUUGAUGCUCUUCUGGCAUUGUCCAAUCCUUACCUACCGGCCAACUGAACAUGGGGUGGAAGAUCCAAAGAUCAGAAGGGACCACAAGGAGCAGGACUACCAUCGUGAUGCCAGGGGCAGAGAGUGUCGCCGCUGCUGCGACCCACGAGAGUCUGCCAGCCAGCAAUACCCUCAGUACCAGAUUACACCUCAGAUUAACAUGACCAUAUUGAAAGGUGAGAAAGGUGAGGUUGGCGGAAGGGGGGCUUACGGUAAACCCGGCAGAACAGGUCAGACGGGCCCACCGGGUUCUACUGGGAUAAAAGGAAGCAAAGGUAGCAUGGGGAUUCCGGGGGAGCCCUGCAAGAGCUACUUUGCGGCUUUUUCAGUGGGCCGCAAGAAGGGUCUACACUCUAACGACUACUACCAGACACUCACAUUUGACACCGAGAUUGUAAAUCUUUACGGACACUUCAACAUGUUUUCGGGUAAGUUCUACUGCUACGUGCCGGGGAUUUACUACUUCAGUCUGAAUGUGCACACGUGGAAUCGAAAGGAGACUUACCUUCACGUGAUGCACAACGAGAAGGAGGUCGUGGUCCUCUACGCGCAACCCAGUGACCGCUCCAUCAUGCAAAGCCAAAGUCUGAUGUUGGAACUUGAGAGAGGUGAUCAGGUCUGGGUCAGACUGUAUAAAGGAGAACGUGAGAACGCCAUAUUCAGUGACGAAUUUGACAUUUAUAUCAUAUUCAACGGACAUCUGAUCAAACACAAAGAUGAGCUGUAGAUAUCAAAGUGGCAAGAUUUGAAUGGUUUUUACUCAUGGUAGAAUGGUGAAAUAUGAGCAGAACCGGUUCGGUUUCUCAUCAUGAUGAUGCUAAAAUCUUUAGACAGUGGGGGUACCGAAGUAUACGGGUCUUUUUUUAAUUUUUUUUAUUUUAACUGGGUGUAAAUAAGCCACAUUUGUUGAAUGACAAAGAUUACAGUGCUUGGUUUUGAGACUCCAGCCCCAUAAUAGUAACACAUAACAGUAAUGAGAAUAAAUAAUGACCAUUAAGUGCCCUUAUCUGCUCAAACAUACAAACUAUAUAUUAAAGUAAGGGGCAUAACUGCAUUUGUUGUUCAAAACAAAAAAAAAUAUUGUUGAAUAACACGAUGUAUCAAAUGUUUCACGGUAUCAUUAACAACUACUGUAGUAUCAUUAUAAACUCCCUGUCAAUGGAGAGACUCCGCACUUCAUUUAUUUUAAGAAAAGCUGACAAUAAAUGUGAAAAGUCUACCAACAACA
Hippocampus comes (tiger tail seahorse) is the source of this 1505-nucleotide messenger RNA. It is a transcript of the gene c1qtnf1, whose product is annotated as C1q and TNF related 1. Bases 204 to 1004 code for a protein of 266 amino acids. Gene Ontology annotation, molecular function: protein binding. The transcript is spliced from 4 exons. Lineage: Eukaryota; Metazoa; Chordata; Actinopteri; Syngnathiformes; Syngnathidae. The record is from RefSeq and is a predicted model, not a curated record.